GUGUGCAACAGAGAAACAUGGCUCAAGAAACUAAUCACAGCCAAGUGCCUAUGCUUUGUUCUACUGGCUGCGGAUUUUAUGGAAACCCUCGCACAAAUGGCAUGUGUUCAGUGUGCUAUAAAGAACAUCUCCAGAGACAGAAUAGUAGUAAUGGUAGAAUCAGCCCACCUGCGGCUUCUGUCGGCACCCUGUCCGAGUCUUUCCCGGUCCAGUGCGCGGACGGCAGUGUCCCUGACGCGCAGUCACCCCUAGACUCCACAUCUGCAUCCGUGCAGCCCAGCCCUGUAUCAAAUCAGUCGCUUUUAUCCGAAUCUGUAGCAUCUUCCCAAGUGGACAGUACGUCUGUGGACAAAGCAAUCCCUGACACGGAAGACCUGCAAGGCAGCGGUCGCAGGGGAGACGCUCAGGAGGCUGGGAGCAGACUGCGCUGGAUGGGUUCUGUUCCACCAGCACGGGGACGAUGGCUUUACAGAAGGAGGACGCUCGGGAAAGUGGCACGUAUUGUAGACUGUGAGCGAAAUGGGUGCUGCGGGCAGACGUGGCAGCAGUUGGUGUCCACGGCCACCGAGGAUGAAGACAGGGUGGUGAACGUACACCAUGCGUGUGUGGAGGACGGCGUGGCUUUCUGCACUGAGUGGCCCUGGCAACAAGAGUACCAAAGGUGGCCUUGAAGCCACAUUAGGAGAAAUCGUAAGGCGUGUUGAAAAUCUGUAGACUCCUUUUUUCACGUACGAUUUCAGUGACCUUGGAGGUUAAGCCAGUAGCAGCUUCUAAGUACCUUUUAAAAACUCAGCAUUCGUUACCUUAGCGUUGCAGGAUCUCCGAGGAACCAGGUCUAAGUUUUCAUUUGAGUUUAAGAGGAUUCGUUUUCAGUAUUUUAAAAACGUCUUGCCCACCCCGUUGAAUUAAGACUGUCUUCUUUUAUGAGAAACGUGUACCCGAGUGCAGGUGUCUCCCACUGUCCAAAAGUAGAGCGUUUUUGUCAAGCCUUUUGUAAACCAAAACGGGAUAAAGAAGCAAGUGCCAUUUCAUAAACACGGAAAUUCUCUUUGGGUAUCUACUGGUUAGCAAAAACAGGUCCUAACGUAGGUUUUUCGUAAAAGUGAAGGGGCAUGAAGCAGAUUCGCAGAGAGCGGGGCCAGGCGUGCGUGAGCACGCGUGCGUGCAUGUGUACACGCACACUCCUAACACCGAGGUACUUGUGUUUUCCCUGGUGGUAGGAGUAAAUGCAGAGAACGCGUUUCUCCGUCUAUUUAGUGGAUGGACGAAAACUUGCAGAGAAGAAGUCUUGGACUCCAGCCCUACGGUGUCUGAGCUGGACUCCGGGCCAGAGUUGUGCCCACGGCCGUGGUGCUUCCUAGAUUAGGAGGUGGACGUGGCUUCCUGUCACCAGGGGCAGCCCUCCGUUGCCAGGGCAGGCUCCUCUGCUUUGGUGACCUGCCAAGUGUCUACUCCCUCUGUGUCCCUCAGGGAAAUUUAUCUAGAUGGGAAGAAAAUCCCAGAUGGAAAAGGGUACGUGAGUAGCAGCUGUGUACCCAAGCCAGACUUUCCUGAUGUUUUUUUGUUUAUUUUUGAGAGAGAGAGACCGAGUGCGAGUGGGGGAGGGGCAGAGAGAGAGGGAGACACAGAAUCUGAAGCAGGCUCUGAGCCGUCAGCACAGAGCCCGAUGCGGGGCUCGAACCCACGUACCGUGAGAUCAUGACCUGAGCCGAAGUCGGACGCUCGACCGACUGAGCCCCCCAGGCGCCCCUCCUAACGUUCUUCAUUGGAGUUUUCAGAUUAGGGUUCUUGAGACAGCUUUGUUCUCUGUAGGUAUUCUGCUGAUAAUUACGAUUUGUUGCCACCAGGUGGGCAGUACGCUUUCAUUUUGUCCCCGUGGCUCUGAAGAAUUUUUCUCGUGUUUAAAUGAGUAUUUAGCGUAUUACAGCACAUUUCUCAUUUCAUUAUUCUUUUUACUUUAACGAUUGGCGAUACCACACUCGCGUGGUCUCUAACUUAGGAAUGUCGGAUUUUCAGUUCACAAAAGGUAGCUUCAAAAAUUCUUUUAAGCGUUUUGGUGCACUUUCCCUGGAAAGUAGGAAACCAUCCUACUUGAUUGUCUGACGGCACAGCAUUGCCUCCCCCCCUUCAGUUCACCUGAGUCUCUCAGAUGCUGGAUCUUCCCCAAAAGAAGCGGCAUUGGGGUCCGAGGUUCUACUACAGCGUGUGGACCCGACACCCCACUUCUCUGAGCCAUAUUUGUGUCGUAAAGGAGAGGUGCCCCAAGCCCACAGGAUAACGGGCUAACCGCACAGUCUUACUCUGUGUGACGCCGCUUAAAACUCAAAGAUUUCUUCUGACUGGAGAGGGUGGGCGAGAAUAGCCGAACGGUCCUGGAAAAAGUAGAGAAGGGUUCAAAGUGUACCACCUGCUGCAGCCCCAAGACCGCGGGACAGGCGAGAGGACACUACCGUCGGGCCCUGGAGUGACACCGGGCGUCCGGAGAUACACCCCGCGGUUCGCGGGCAGCUCAUUUUCCGCAGGGAGCCGAGACCAUCCAGUAGGCGAAGCCUGGGCUUCAGCAGGUGGUGCUGGGACACUGGAAAGAAUGAGACCUCUCCUUCCCCUUUUACAGACGUUUGCCCCAAAACACAUCAAAGACCCAAAUGGUAGGAGCUGAAACUGGAAAACAGGCAUAACUCCUCAUGGCCUCGGGUGAGGCAGUGCCUCCUUGGACGGGACGCCUAGAGCACAAGGGACCGGAGGAAAACGGGCGCAUUGACCUACAGCAGAGUCAGGACCCGGGUGCUUCACGGAGCGCCGUCGGGAGCGCGAAAAGGCAAUCCAGAAAAUGGUUAAGAAUAUUUGUGAAUCCUGUAUCUGAUAGGAAUGUGUAAAGAGGUGUCAUCAUUCAACAAUAGAAAGACCAGUCUUUUAAAGGGCAAAGGAGAGGAUUUGAAAAGACGUUUCUCCAGAGAAGAUACACAGAUGGUCCACGUGUUGAGGAUAUGGAGGAAUUAGAACCGUAAUACAUGUUUCUCUUGAAUGUGAUCAUCCAUGUGGGUAGUUGAACGAUAAUUUUACCUGCCCUGUGCUUUUUAAAAUGUUUUUUAAGUUUAUUUAUGUUGAGAGUGAGAAAAUGAGUGUGAAUGAGGGGGAGGAGCAGAGACAGGGAGAGAGGGCGAGAGAGGGAACCCCGACCGAGCAGGCUCCGUGCUGUCAGCACAGAGCCUGAUGCCGGGCUCACUCCCACAAACCGUGAGGUCUUGACUGGAGCCGAAAUCAGGAGUGGGACGCGUAACCCACUGAGCCCCCCCGGGCGCCCCUGCCCUGUGGUUUUGAAGCAUCUUGAAGUCACUGGCCAAUCGACUUUGUCUAGUUGAGAUUCCCGUUAAAAAUGAAGUUGAUUCCACAGCCUUAAUGCCAUCGCACAGGCGGCCCGAGUAGACCUUCGGUCGUGCAGAUACGACGCAGGCAGCUGCCGGUCGCUAACCCUUAAUGAGCAGGUGCCCCCUUGUCUUCGGUGCUCAUUUCAGAUUGCGAAAAACUGCCCAGUUCCGAGCAGACUUCCUAUUUUGGCUUCAGGUUCAAUAUGAGUACGGCCCUUUUAACAGACUGGAUUGUUUCCUUUUACGUAAUCAUGAGUUUGAUCAGGCAUGCUUUGGUCGUAAGUCUCAUAGAAAGUAAGGAAGCAGAAUCUCUGGGAAUCGUAGACUUACGCCAAACACUGUAUCCUCUUGCCCACGAAUUGAUUUGUGAAAUGUUUCAACUCUAGCUGCCGACCACUAGUUUGAGGUAAGCUAAGGUCACCUUGGUCCCCUGGGGAUCUAGUGGACAGUGAUCAGCGUCAGAUGCUCGCCCCAGCUCCUGAGCUCUUAGAUUCCUUAUGGACUCUUAGCUCUACAGGCUGUGCGUUUGCUGUAGAUGGACCUUCAGGGUCCGUACCGUGAAACGUCUUCUUGAGACGCUUCCGUGCAACAGCAUUCGUGUGUGUGGCAGGCGAGUGCAUUUUCACGUCUCUGUUUCCACAUACCAGAGUUUGUGCCUCGGUAAUUAAAACGGUCUUGUUAAAAAAUGUUUUCUUGUGGUAGUGCUGUUACUGCCACUAAAGCAUUGUUUAUAUGUUUAUUUGAAUAUCACGGUUUCUUGGGAGAACAGGUUAGAUAUUACGGCUUACAGAUUUCAAAGACAAUAGAUACAUUCUUUUUGGACUGCAAGUUAAACUAUUUUUGAGCCCUUUACACAUAGAGGGACGUUAUCUGAUACUGUUCGGGGGGCUGGGGAUACAACAAGUAAACGACACUCCGCCCCUGCCCCCCUGGAGCUCGAGUCCUGAGGCUGUUUGUUGAUUGAUGAUAAAAGGUUUUAUGUGUCCAUAACGUGUUUCAAAAUAAAACGUUCGUGUUAGUAGAACUGUCUCCCAUCUGGCUUCAGAAUUUCUAGGUGGUGUGAUCACAGAGUUGUUCAUUUGUGCGUGUUCACUUGUUGGUCUGUGCUGUUUGGUCUUCGUCGUGUUUUGUUAAAAUAGGAGGUCAUACGGUUAACAUAGGUUAGAAUCCAUGACCUCACAUGACCGAGUGCCCGCUCCGCGUAGCUCGCUGGACGGGAGCUGGAGGUGCGGACGGGAAAUACGAUACCGUCCCUCCUUGGUGGGCUGACCCCGUAAUUGGGGAAACCGGGGCACGUCAUUACAGAGGGCCAGUAGUUCAGGAAUGCGGUCCGGGUCUCUGUGCGGCGCCAGCUUGCGGUCGGGGCUCGAGGAUCGGCACCGGGAGCAGGAGCGGGAAGGACGAGCCCCCGCCCUGGAGGAGCUCACCGGACAAGCUCCCACCCUGGAGGAGCGCACCGCUAAGCCAGGUUCAGGCAGACCGGCGGUUCCCACCGUGUGGGCAGCACCACUGGGGCGCACGGUAAGCUUCCUAAUCCAGGUCGGUGCGUGGGGGUGGGGAAGAGUUGAUGGUAGACGCUUAAAAAUGAGAGUCAGCCCCGUGAAGAGUGGGACCCGAGGGCCGUGGGCAAGCAUUCCACACGGAAAGGAGGCCGACGAGACCAGAGGCCAGAGACUGUGUGUGUUCAGAGAGACAGGCGCUUCGGGGCGGCUCUAGCAGGGGGAGGGUGCCGCCGGGCCUCCAGGCUUUGUCCUGGGGGUGAGUCACAUCGCGGGGCGUGGGUUCCGUGCCGUGUCAAGUGUGGCCUGGAGAGGCACGCACGUGGCGGGCCCAGGAUUUGGUGGGACUGGUCAGGGAGCCAGGGGUGAUGAGUGAGCCUCGUGGAGAAGUGGGACAGCUUCUGUGGAGGAGGGGAUACCCGAGCUGCCCCUGAGAAAGAAGAGCAGGUGGACCCAGGUGUGAGGAGGUCGAGGAAAGGGCCCUUGGGUCCCGGCCGUGGGUGGUGUGAACACAGGUGCCUGGCCCCACGGCGACCGUGGAGGGUCACUGUUUCGGAGCGGGAUGGCGCGUGUGCUGGGUCACGUGACCGCCCCUGCCUGGUGACCGCGUCCCGGAGGGCUCAGUGAGGUAGGGUUUAGGUGCGGGAAUUGGAAUCUUGGUGCAGCCGGCCUUCGCUUCACUGCCUAAAUGCGUCAUUUUGUUAUCCUGUUUGUAACAUUCUAUCUACUACAUCGACCUUGCCAGCAUUUUAAAGGUUUUAUGUGAAACAUUCUGAGACUUUUAAACAUGGUGCUCUACCCGGUCUUGCUUUCAGCCUUUUUUUGCCCUUGUUCUGAGAAAUCUACAUAGUUCGGACCCCAGCAAUAUUCAGAAGUUGGCCUGUGGCCAUCUCCUGACACACUCCCGUAGAAAAUACCCCAGGAGUAUUUGUGUGCGUGCGUGCGUGCGUGCGUGUGUGUGUGUAUGUGUGUGUAUGAGUGCUUGCACCUUUUAUUUCAAAUACAUAAUUUAAAAAACCUAGGGAAUGCCGAGCUAGAUCUUGAGUAGUCAGUGUUAACAUAUCGAUACAUGUUCUUCCAGAUUUCCUGCGUGUGCACAUCCACACGUACGUCACAUGCACACAUACAUUUGAGGAAUAGGGGGUCAUGUUAUGUAAUCGGCUUUGUAACUCCGUGUAAGCCUCUUUCCGGGCUAACGGAGUCCUCAGUGGCCCUCACAGGAACAGACUGGUGGGGUGGGAGGGGGACGGCCACCAACCAGUGUCAGAACCUUACUGAAUAAUUAAACUGUACCUCCUUCCUGUUUUGUCAGCUUCAGUAUCAGAUACGGCACAGCAGCCAUCGGAAGAGCAAAGCAAGUCUCUUGAAAAGCCAAAACAGAAAAAGAACCGCUGUUUCAUGUGCA
Panthera uncia (snow leopard) is the source of this 6272-nucleotide messenger RNA. RefSeq names its product zinc finger AN1-type containing 6 (gene ZFAND6). Bases 18 to 671 code for a protein of 217 amino acids. The record is from RefSeq and is a predicted model, not a curated record. The transcript has 5 exons. NCBI's taxonomy places the organism in Eukaryota, Metazoa, Chordata, Mammalia, Carnivora, Felidae. Gene Ontology annotation, molecular function: zinc ion binding; polyubiquitin modification-dependent protein binding; DNA binding. Gene Ontology annotation, biological process: protein targeting to peroxisome.